Messenger RNA from Cheilinus undulatus (humphead wrasse), 1598 nucleotides. RefSeq lists its product as uncharacterized. Gene Ontology annotation, molecular function: protein binding. The record is from RefSeq and is a predicted model, not a curated record. The transcript has 4 exons. NCBI's taxonomy places the organism in Eukaryota, Metazoa, Chordata, Actinopteri, Labriformes, Labridae. The coding region runs from base 201 to 1592 and encodes 463 amino acids.
ACAACGGAUUCAUCACAUCCAGCUAGUGGUCCCCGAACUGGUCCUCUCUCGUCCUUAAACCGUGAUAAAAUGGACGCUGUCUACAAUGUUUGCCUUUAAAAUUCACCAUGGAGGCAUCACCUAGGCUGUCGUUUACAUGAAGAACGUUUAUUUCACCCGCUUUUGGCCCUGCUGAAGCGGUGUGGACGGGGGGUUCACUGAUGGAGGAGUUGGAGCGGCUCCCUCCUGAAGUUUGGGUCCAUGUGUUCAGCUACCUGACCACGGAGGAGAAGCACACGGUCCGCAUUGUCUGUAGGUUCAUGAAGAUUCUGGUCGACCACCAUUCACUCUGGAAGAACUACACGGUUGUUCUGUCCGACCUCCGCCGCUACACGUACGGCUUCUGGGACACCCUGAACAACCGUAAGCUCACCCGGGUGGCGGUGCGACAUCUGCGGCGUAAGGAGUGGCGGCGGCUUGUGUCGUUUCUGCCUUCCCUCACUGCUAUUGUGUUUAUUAAUGGAGAACGGGUUUACAAGGAGAAGUACCUGGAAAAUCUGACACAUUUUCCGGAGUUAAGGGACUUGGGGGUGCGGAACGCCACCUGGGACCAUGCAUUACUGGGGGAGAAUCUGAGCCAACACCUACGGGACAGAUUGACUCACCUGAGCGUUUGUAACGUCAGGCUGCCCUGCACAGUGCACUUCAUAAGCGCCGUAGCUCACCUGGGUAACCUGAGGUUUCUGCUGUUUCACCAGCAGGGAGAGGGUUACUGGCCGGACAGGGUGAGACCUGUACCCUGUGGUGUCUUCCAUCACAUGCUGCUCAACCUGAAGAAGCUGAAGCACUUGUCCUGGGGGAUGAGAGGGGAGCCACCAAAACCUCUACCUGAUGACUUCUUCAGUCCAGUGGACCCUGAACAGCCAGGAGAGUCCAGGUAUGCCGGCCCUGCGCUGACCAGUCUGGAGCUGCUGGAUUACCCCGAGCCCAUCCUGGCAGAGAACGCCCUGAGGAGCCUGACCUCGCUCAGGUCCCUGAAGGUCCGAUACAGCUUCAUGAGAGAGGGCGUCAGGUGUCGCCUCAAGUCCUGGCUGAAUCCUCUUCAGCAGCUGGAGACGCUCAGCAUCAUCGGUAAUAAUUCUCUCGCCACAUAUACGACCUACAUCCCUCCCUCUGUGACCCGACUGACACUGCGUGUCGCAAUAACUCUUAAAGACAUGGACAUGAUUGCACCUGCUGUCCCGGGACUGGAACACCUGGACAUUGAGCAGAAUCGCUCCACAGGCAGCCUCUGCAGACGCAUCCCCAUGCUGUUUCCUCAGCUCAAGACGCUGAGAAUACGGUUUGUCCGUAAAGAACCAGAGAAGGAUCUGCUUUGCCUCUAUAAGCUGAGAAAUCUGGUGUGGCUGGAGCUGCUGGUGGACGCCUCAUUUAUCUUCAGAGAAUCCCUAAAAGGCCCCUCGUGGCCAAGCCCAAGUUUACAGGAGCUGAUCGACCAGCUCCAACAACUAUCCAGUAACAGGAUUUACGUGGUUACUAAGAUGCGUGAGAGAGACAUCCUGCGGGAAUGUGACUGUGUGUGUGAGGGCGAUGACAGACGGCACCUUAGGUAAACUGUG